AAUGCGUGAUGUCAUCGGGCCGCGACAAACCAUACGUUGAAAUCGCAUGAAACGCAUUUGUAAACACUACCUGAAAUGUCGCUUUUACUAACAUGUUUGGAUAUGUUACGUUCAUCGGCUUCUUCCAGGACGAUGCUGCCUGUCUGCCGGUUCAUUCGAGGUUUUUCUCGGAGUCUUUCAGCACCGUCUGGGCCCGGUGUGGUUCUCAGCUGCAGCCGAAAAAGAGCCCUGAAGUCCGGGCAUCUCCUCUCCUGUCAGCCGGUGUUACCUACAUACAUCAGAUCCAGAGAAUUCUCCUCUUCACUGAGGGUCAGAAGUGACGCAAUUGGAAAGAUCGAAUCAAAACAUUACCAGCUCGUUUACACAUGCAAGGUUUGCUCUACCAGGUCCACAAAGAGGAUAUCGAAGCUGGCCUAUCACAAAGGAGUUGUGAUCGUGACGUGUCCGGGGUGUGAGAACCAUCACAUCAUCGCUGACAACCUGCGCUGGUUCUCCGACCUGGAAGGGAAGAGGAAUAUCGAGGAAAUCCUUGCUGCCAAAGGAGAGACUGUGAGGAGGGUGGAUGGGAGUUCUGCUUUUGAAAUCGUGGUGGAUGAAUCUGGGAACGAAAGGUCACAAUGUGAAGACGACACAGAAAAAUCAGACCCAGAAAAACAACAAUAAUGAUACCUUUUAGUAUUCGUAUUGUGAGAUGUUUUAUAUUUUAUUCUAUAAUAAAAACCUAAUGUUUUUUUGUGUUACUAAUGUAUUUUUUGUCAUGGAUUCUAUGAUUCUACGAGGAUUGCAACUGAUCAGAGAAACAUGUAUGCUCCUGUAUUUUUUUUAUUAUAGAGUAUUAUAAACGCAGCUAACUGAUUGCACAUGAAACAGUCAAAUGCAGAUUUAUUCAUUUAAAACUAUUCAUAAUAAACUGUUUUGGACAUUAAA
Notothenia coriiceps (black rockcod) is the source of this 927-nucleotide messenger RNA. It is a transcript of the gene dnlz, whose product is annotated as DNL-type zinc finger. The coding region runs from base 76 to 663 and encodes 195 amino acids. The record is from RefSeq and is a predicted model, not a curated record. Gene Ontology annotation, molecular function: protein-folding chaperone binding; zinc ion binding. The transcript is spliced from 3 exons. NCBI's taxonomy places the organism in Eukaryota, Metazoa, Chordata, Actinopteri, Perciformes, Nototheniidae. Gene Ontology annotation, cellular component: mitochondrion. Gene Ontology annotation, biological process: protein folding; protein stabilization; protein import into mitochondrial matrix.